ACGCCGCUUUCUGCAGAGUAGGCCAGCUAACUCGGCUAAGUCAUUUGCCUCAGGAAAGUCAAGCCAAGUUCAUCGAGCUGAAAAUGUAGAAUACAACUUAUGUAACUGUAAUUUGAGGGGAUACAGAGAUUUACUCAGGUACAGUGGGGCUGGGAGGGUGGAAUUAGAAACAAAGUGACUUAUUAGUGUCCUGUUUAUUAAGAGAGAGAGAGAGAGGGAGGAAGGAAAGAAGUAAGGAAGGAAGGAAGGAAGGAGUAACCUGAAAAUGAACUGUUGAUUUGGACCUGUGACAAAUGACCGAUGGAGAAGACACGUACACUGCUGCUGGGGAUUUUUACAGUUGCCCUAUGCAAAUAUUCACAGGCUGAAUGGAAUACAACGAGGGACACAGCGAAUAAGACCGUGUCCUGCGGUCCCCAUGACAACAGCAGCAACUGCACAGACUUGAAGGAUAUCCACCAAUGGAGUGGCCAUUUCUCCAAAUGUCCUGACGAGUACCUACAUUAUUGUAUCCAUGGGAUGUGCCGUUUUGUGCAGGAGCAGAACACGCCCACCUGCAAAUGUGAAACUGGAUACAUCGGUGCCAGAUGUGAAUAUCUGGAUCUUGGCUGGUUGGUGGGCGAACAGAGGGAAAUAGUCAUCAUUAGCAUUAUAUCUGGAUUGGUCAUUCUCCUUCUCAUCAUUGUCUUUAUAUGCAUCUGUGCACAAAGAUUGUAUCGCAAAAAGAGGAGAAAACAGAAGACAAGGGAUGAAGUGGAGCGGCUGAACACACUAAACACAAACGAAGCUUCACUUGCCAUCGGAGACGUGUCUGACACGAACACAGUAUGAGAGCUGUAAAACCAGUCUACAAGGAGUUCUCCUGCUGGACAGGAAGACAAUCCUGCCUGAUUAAUGAACCUGAAGGCCUUGAAAUGGACCCAAGGGAUGCGGCAUGUGAUCCAACUUUCCAGUCUUUAUUAUAAUUCAGCUACAGUUGGAAAUGAGUUCAUAGGCAGGAAGGAAAACAGCAAAAGACUAUGUGCUUGGCAUGUUCUUUUUUUUUCCAGGCUGUAACACCAGCAGCAGUGUGUUUUGGGCAUAAGAUCAAGAAUCUCUGUUCGUUUGACUCGCCAGAUAUACAGAUCACUAUCAGUUGAAGGAGGGAUCUGUUUUUCUCUAACGCCCCCAAAUGAUAAUUUAAGAGAUGGUUAUAUUAGGCAAGUGGACCCUUUUGUAUGAGAAUGUUUAAUGCUGUGCAUAAACAAAAAAUUUAAAAAAAUUGAACGUCAUCUGUAUCUAGCAUUUCUCAUUGUGAUUAUGAUAUAACAAAUACAAGAUUAUCAAGCCGAUUUCAAGAGACUUUUACUCCUUUAACUCAUGUAAACACUUGAAAUUGUCUUCUAUUUGACUUCUUUUUAGAAAAACUCACUAAUUGUUCUAGCAAUAGGGCAAACGAUAAAGGCUUAAUCAUCUUGCAUUUCUUUUAACAUCACGAUAAGAAAUAUGAACUAAAUGGCUGAUACUGAUAUUUUGUUAUUUUUGGUAAGAUAUCAUUACAGUGUGGAGAAAAAUCUCAAAAAUCUUUGGCGGCAAAGUGCAAUGAGACAACAAACACAUCACUCUAAAGCAGUUACCUCAAUAUAAUAGUUACUGCAAUGGUUGAUGUCAAAGGAUUGAAACAUUUCUAUCAAAUACACUGACCUAUUUAUUGCUUGAAGGAUGUAAAAGAAAAUAGAUAUAUAUGUAAAAUAACUGUAUUUUGCUAAUGUAGUGUUGUGUGCUUUUACUUGCUAUGUAGAUAGAAAGUUCCAGUAAAGUUUAAUCUGUCAUUAAAGAAAAAAAAAAUCCUGAAGCAUUUAUUGUCAUGUAUUUGCAUUAACAUUACUUGUAUACUUUUUCGAACCGCUGAGUAUCAGCAGUGGAAGCGAUACGCUUUAGUUACAGGGAGAAAAGAAAAGAGCUGGAAGUUUGCCGAUGCCACACCCAUCUACAAAGUAGCUUUGGUAUGCAGUUUCCUUUUCAGUUAAGUAUUGCCAGUAUUGUACCUGUUUUGCCCGAUGUCUUGAAUGAAGUAUACUUACACAUUUGUGAAUGGUAACAUUUUAAACUUUUGUCACAUACAAGUAGCUGAAAAGGGUCUGCUGCAAUUUCUGUUCACAAAGAACGACACAGCACUUUGUUUAUUGUCUAUACAUGAAUCCACCAGUUCUGGAUCCUCUGUGUAGGACUGAUGGGUGAUGUGAUGGAGCAGUUACUGUUGAGAGCAGGGUCAUACUUUUUCCAUUCAUUGCUACAUUUAAUGUUGUGGAACAUCAACAAAAAAGGUGGUUCCAUUUAUCACUGAAUAGUCGUUCCCUCACCACCUCUUUUUUUCUCUCUCUUGAAGUUAAUAGCGCAGAAAAAGCAGCUUGUCAUGCUGCCAA
Molecule: messenger RNA, 2405 nt
Organism: Hemibagrus wyckioides
Lineage: Eukaryota; Metazoa; Chordata; Actinopteri; Siluriformes; Bagridae
Gene: btc
Product: betacellulin, epidermal growth factor family member
Exons: 6
Coding region: 301-831 (176 amino acids)
Biological process (GO): positive regulation of mitotic nuclear division; epidermal growth factor receptor signaling pathway; positive regulation of cell population proliferation
Source: RefSeq, a predicted model, not a curated record